CGUCGCGGCCCGCGGCUGGGUGGCGGGCAGUUCCCGCCAGCUGUGCGCGCCCGCGUCAGGGCUCGCUCGGAGAGGACGCGGCGGCGGCUGAGGCGGCGGAUCCCGGAGCACAGCGGGCAGAGCUGCGGGCUGCGCGCGCCCCUGCUCCCGCCGCGCGUCCCGCGGUGGCUCCCGCGCCCUGCGGCGGCUCCCGCGCCCCGCGCUCCCCUUUGUCCGCCUCCCGGAGCGGCGGCGGCGGCGGGGUCGGAGCCCGCACCCUGGGCGACUGAGGCGGCCGUGGUCCGCUCCCGCGCGCCGCGGCGAUGCCGGACCAGAUCUCCGUGUCGGAAUUCGUGGCCGAGACCCAUGAGGACUACAAGGCGCCCACGGCCUCCAGCUUCACCACGCGCACGGCCCAGUGCCGGAACACCGUGGCGGCCAUCGAGGAGGCUUUGGACGUGGACCGGAUGGUUCUCUACAAAAUGAAGAAAUCUGUGAAGGCAAUCAGUAUCUCCGGGCUAGCACAUGUGGAGAACGAGGAGCAGUACACCCAGGCUCUGGAGAAGUUCGGAGGCAACUGCGUGUGCAGAGACGACCCAGACUUAGGAAGUGCGUUUCUGAAGUUCUCCGUCUUCACCAAGGAGUUGACAGCACUCUUCAAAAACCUGAUUCAAAAUAUGAACAACAUCAUCUCCUUCCCUCUGGACAGUCUGCUGAAAGGAGACCUGAAAGGCGUGAAAGGGGAUCUGAAAAAGCCCUUUGAUAAAGCAUGGAAGGACUAUGAAACCAAAAUAACCAAAAUAGAGAAGGAGAAGAAGGAGCACGCCAAGCUCCACGGGAUGAUCCGCACUGAAAUAAGCGGGGCCGAAAUCGCAGAGGAAAUGGAGAAGGAACGGCGCUUCUUCCAGCUGCAGAUGUGUGAGUAUCUGCUGAAGGUCAAUGAAAUCAAGGUUAAAAAAGGAGUGGAUUUGCUGCAGAAUCUGAUCAAGUACUUCCACGCCCAGUGCAAUUUUUUCCAGGAUGGACUCAAAGCCGUAGAAAGCCUCAAGCCUUCCAUUGAAACACUCUCCACGGAUCUCCACACAAUCAAACAGGCCCAGGAUGAGGAACGACGGCAGCUGAUACAGCUUCGGGAUAUUUUGAAAUCGGCAUUGCAGGUUGAGCAGAAAGAGGACUCACAACUUCGCCAGAGUACAGCGUACAGCUUACAUCAGCCUCAGGGAAACAAGGAACACGGCACAGAGCGGAACGGGAACCUGUACAAGAAGAGCGACGGGAUCAGAAAAGUGUGGCAGAAGAGGAAGUGUUCGGUUAAGAAUGGCUUCCUGACCAUAUCGCACGGCACCGCCAACCGGCCGCCCGCCAAACUCAACCUGUUGACCUGCCAGGUGAAGACCAACCCGGAGGAGAAGAAGUGUUUCGACCUCAUCUCACAUGACAGGACGUACCACUUCCAAGCCGAGGACGAACAGGAAUGUCAGAUAUGGAUGUCUGUACUGCAGAACAGCAAGGAAGAAGCUCUGAACAAUGCCUUUAAGGGGGACGACAGCACCGGGGAGAACAACAUCGUCCAGGAACUGACCAAAGAGAUCAUCUUGGAGGUGCAGAGGACGACAGGCAAUGACGUGUGCUGCGACUGUGGAGCGCCAGAUCCAACGUGGCUCUCCACCAACCUUGGCAUCCUCACUUGCAUCGAGUGCUCUGGAAUCCACCGGGAGCUGGGGGUCCAUUACUCCAGGAUGCAGUCCUUGACCUUAGAUGUGUUGGGAACGUCUGAGCUUCUGCUUGCCAAGAAUAUUGGGAAUGCAGGCUUUAAUGAGAUCAUGGAGUGUUGCCUGCCGUCUGAGGACUCCGUCAAACCCAACCCAGGCAGUGACAUGACCGCGCGGAAGGACUACAUCACAGCCAAGUACAUCGAGAGGAGAUACGCAAGGAAGAAGCACGCUGACACCUCGGCUAAGCUCCACAGCCUUUGCGAGGCCGUCAAGACCAGAGACAUUUUUGGCUUACUCCAAGCUUACGCUGAUGGUGUGGACCUGACAGAAAAAAUCCCACUGGCCAAUGGGCAUGAGCCAGAUGAGACGGCCCUCCAUCUUGCUGUCAGAUCCGUGGACCGGACUUCUCUUCACAUUGUGGACUUCCUGGUCCAGAACAGCGGGAACCUGGAUAAGCAGACAGGCAAGGGCAGCACGGCCCUGCACUACUGCUGCCUGACCGACAACGCCGAGUGCCUCAAGCUGCUCCUGCGAGGAAAGGCGUCCAUCGAGAUAGCCAACGAGUCAGGAGAGACGCCGUUGGACAUCGCCAAGCGGCUCAAGCAUGAACACUGUGAGGAACUGCUGACUCAGGCCUUGUCAGGAAGAUUUAAUUCCCACGUUCACGUCGAAUAUGAAUGGCGAUUGCUGCAUGAGGACCUGGAUGAAAGCGACGAUGAUGUGGACGAGAAGCUUCAGCCCAGUCCUAACCGGCGAGAGGACCGGCCCAUCAGUUUCUACCAGCUGGGUUCCAGCCAGUAUCAGCCCAAUGCCGUGUCUUUGGCCAGAGAUACCGCAAACCUCACCAAGGACAAGCAGAGGGGCUUCGGGCCCAGCAUCUUGCAGAACGAGACCUACGGAGCCAUCCUGAGUGGCAGCCCGCCCUCCUCUCAGUCGUUACCCCCCAGCACCACCAGUGCACCCCCGCUCCCACCACGGAACGUUGGCGGCAAAGAUCCCCUGACCACCACACCACCCCCGCCUGUGGCCAAGACGUCAGCCACACUAGAAGGCAUGAGCCAGCCAAGCAAGCCCUCCCAAGCCGGGGCCUCGCAGAGCAAGCCCCCACCCCUGCCGCCCCAGCCACCCAGCCGCCUGCCUCAGAAGAAGCCAGCUUCCGGGACUGACAAGCCAACCCCACUGAUCAAUAAAGGCCAGCCAAGAGUGCCUGAAACUCCAGGUCCUCUGACCAAUGCCAUGGCCCUGCAGCCCCCAGCACCCAUGCCUAGGAAGUCACAGGCGACCAAGGCCAAGCCCAAGCGAGUCAAAGCGCUUUACAACUGCGUGGCCGACAAUCCAGAUGAGCUGACUUUCUCUGAGGGGGAUGUAAUCAUUGUGGAUGGAGAAGAAGAUCAGGAGUGGUGGAUCGGCCACAUCGAUGGAGACCCCAGCCGCAAAGGAGCCUUUCCUGUCUCUUUCGUGCACUUUAUUGCUGACUGAGUUGCUACUGAGCAGAAGGCCUUUCUUUCAUCACGACGUUCCAUUUUGUCAUUGGUACCAAGACUGGCUAUCCAGUCUCCUGGAUCCUGCCGUAUGGUCGCCCAUCGUCUCACAGUACCAUUUUGUUCUGAAAACUCAAAGGCAGUUUUUAUAUUCAAGCUGAUUCUUUUUUAUAGGUUGUGGUUUUCAUGCAACAUUGCUAUACUUUUACUAGGAAAAGCCAAAUGUCCUAAGAGCAAGGAGGCAAAAGGCUAUUUUAACUCUAGACCCAGGAUCCUGCAUUUUCAGGAGUAGCUAAGCCUAAAAAUGCUUAGACGAAUUUGGGGGAUUCCUUAGCUUUCCUUAGCGCGGCUGUGCCAUUGCUUAGCUUUGGCACUGUCGGUUCAGCAGGCCGGAACCGUGCUGCUUCAGUCUGUUGCCGUGCCCUGAACUUUGUCCACAGACGCCAUCCAUUCCCCUGUAAGACAUAUUCCUCUGAAACCCAGCCAGUGUCUGUUUAAAGCAACUUGGCAAUUUACACGUUAGCCUUGUACUUUUCCGGCCCUGGCCCAAGGUGGCAGCUGCCAUGAUCUCCUGCAUGUAUGUAUGACCCGUUGUCGUGAACAGUCGUGCCUGGCAUACUACUGAUGGGCUAUUAGGACAUCGCACUUUUAGCAGUCUGUUCUGCACCAGUAUUCUUAAAUUGCAGUUCCUGAAUUUGGUUGAAAACUGAGGAUGAUGGAUUGCAAAAUGCCCUUGAAACCAGCUUGUGUGCCCUAGGUGUUUUAGGAUUUGCCUCCUUCAACGUCCCCCGUCACUCAGAAAGCAACUGUACACGAGUAGGUGCAGACCACAGUGAGAGGCAGAUGCCUCAUUGUGUCCUGGUGUGUGCCACUGCCUUCCCCUCCCAGCCCCCAAGGACACCUGCUCUGCUUAGUGUCUUGUCUUUAAUAGGAUUCUCCAAAAGGAAUGGUAGCCACACUGUUUUUAGCCUGUUCAGUUGUUUGUAUUCAAGAGCAUAUCAGAAAUCUGUAGAUCCUGGGGAGCCCAGUACCCCCAGACAUCCCAGUUACACUAUUUAAGGCCUCACGUAACUUUGAAACUUACAAUAUGUGGGGUGGGGGUGGGGGACUAGGUUGUAUAUGAUAGAAAUCAAAACUCAUUUGUUUCAUGAACUUGACUGCCAUACCUCUAUUAAUAAUUGUAAGCAUAAAAGUCACGGUAGAGAGAUGGGAAAUUCUGGCACGCUUUCAGAAUAAAGAGGCGAGUAUAGGGUGUGAACCGGAGCUGGAGUGUGAGCAAAAGGAAUGGACUGAAGUGUAGGCUUGGCAACAAGGCAGUGAUGCUGUCGAGGUGACACCUGAUUGAAGCAGCUCCGUCUGUACUCUCUGCACAAGGCUCUUACGAGCACGGAGCUUCCCUUUCUUUGUCUCAGAGCAAUCAGGACAAACUGGAAUGUUUUAUGAUGCUAUAUAGUGAUUGCCUCCUGUCUUUCAGAUUCUGGGUAAAAGCACGUUAGAUCUGUAUUUAAGGUCAGUCUCUCCCCCCUGCCCCUUCUCAACACUACUUGUUACGUUCACUACUCAUUCAUUUCCGUCGUUUAAGCCCUUCUAGCCACUCUUCUCGUAGACCCGAGAGGAUGGGCAGAUGCAUUUGCACAGUGUACCUCUUUUACAGUGCCCCUACCCCCCACACAUCUGUAUCGUCCUCUUUGGUGACCUGGUGCCAGCUCUCUCUCUCUGAGGAAUCACGUUGAUGCAUAUCAACAUUGGAACCCUGGUCCCAAGCUAACCUAUCAGGUUCACUGGUACUUAAAUGCCUAGGAAACAUUUUCCCACUUUCUGGUGGUGCUACUGUGUGGUAACGGAUAGUGCUUUCUACCAGAAGAGAAAUUUAAUUGACUUCCCUCCUAAUUAUCCUUUCUUAGUUAUUUGCUCUCUGCAAACUGAGAAGAAAAAGUAACUGAAAGGAAAACAUUGUAGAUAUCUAUUUAUAUUUAAAGUUUACAUUUCAUGAGUGUCGGCCGUGGAAUUCGGGCUUCAUUUUUAUUUUUAUUUUACUUUUUUGCCACUUUCCAUCAGGUCUGACUUGGAGGGAAGAGGACUCAGAAUAUGGUGCGCAGACUAGUGUGAUCUGUUGAGGGUGAGGAUGAACUGCAGCCUAGAAUGCUAUUUUGAGAUGUGUGAUACUCGAUUCAUUCACUCGGUUACUUUGGUCUAGUUGCAGCGCAACUGUAUAUACUGUAUAACCUAAACGGAUUAUUUUCAUUGUCCUAAUGCAGUGAUUUAUAAUUAGAGCAUGUUUAAUAAAUUGACUUCCUGUUAACCAGUCAUUUGACUGGAAAAAAAAAUAAAGUACUUUUAAAUGGA
Alexandromys fortis (reed vole) is the source of this 5521-nucleotide messenger RNA. RefSeq names its product ArfGAP with SH3 domain, ankyrin repeat and PH domain 2 (gene Asap2). Gene Ontology annotation, molecular function: protein binding; GTPase activator activity. The transcript is spliced from 27 exons. Bases 303 to 3173 code for a protein of 956 amino acids. Gene Ontology annotation, biological process: positive regulation of GTPase activity. Lineage: Eukaryota; Metazoa; Chordata; Mammalia; Rodentia; Cricetidae. The record is from RefSeq and is a predicted model, not a curated record. Gene Ontology annotation, cellular component: cytoplasm.